AUGUCGCAGGAGCCUCUGCGCGCUGGCCCAUUGUCCGACGAUGCAACUCAUUCAUCCUCGGACGACCGCAGCGUGAUCGAUAGCGACCUGGGGCCCGGCAACCGCCAGCCCGCUCGUCGGCCGCCGCUGCGCGCGCGUCCACAGUCAUGGCAUCCAUAUGGGCCGGUGGAACCCCCGCUGGAAGUCUCGUCUUCACGGCCCAUCGGGGUCCAUGCCAUUCUCAAUCCCCCAGCACAAGGCGCGACUGAUCCGGUCCGGCGCGCUAGCGUCCGUGAGCAGCUGAGCCGACCAGGGCCGCCGUCUUCACCUAGACCUCGGCAAGGCUCUUCGCCCGCGCUGCGCUCGGUGUAUCCACUUGUACAGCAUCCCUUGUCCCCGAAAUCCCAUCCACGGAGUCUGAUCAAUCCGGGUUCACCCUCGGCGCGGUUUGUUGGCACCAGCGGCCGGACAUCAGGCCAGUCCAGCGUGGCUCAGUCACCAUUGGUUCCCCAGGAACCUACUGUAGGCUCGCGGCAACCACCCCCCGUCAGCUCACCUCUUCCUCUGGACGCGACGCUCCGGCCCAUUGCAUCACAAUCGGCCGCGCAGCCUCUAGCAUCUGUUUCGCUUCACUCGACACCGAGCAUCCACUCGCGCCGAACCAGUGCCGGGCCAGGGCCACUGACGAACCCGAACUCGCAGGAAACGAGCCCGUCCACGCCGCAUUCAACCUUCAGCCACUUUGGCCGCGCUUCGCCAGCCGUCACCAAUGUGACCCUGGCCCCCAGUGCCGCAGCAUAUGCGGUACCAACGCCCUAUAUCACGAUGGAAUCGCUGAGCCGGGGGACCCUCGCCACGGCCGGCCCUCGGAGCAGCGUAACCGAAGACACAGCCGGGACGCCGGGGAUGAUCCCGUGUCUGCUGGACCUGAAGUCUGGAUCCACCAGCCAAGCUGAGAAGCGCAAGGCCAACAGUGACGCAUCGCGGCGCUUCCGCAACCGCAAACGCAACGAGAUGCAGCUCGAGCAGCGGCUCACCGCGCAGCAGGACGAGAUCCAGCGCCACGCCGAGACGGUCCGCCGUCAGAGCGAGGAGAUCCGCUCGCUCCUUCUGCAGCGGGACCAUUACCGCUCCGAGCGAGACUUCUUCCGCGAUGCCCUCGACCGCUCCGGUUCUGCGAUCUAUACCUCGCCGAGACCGCCUUCGCCGCGCCUCACCCAGCCCUCCCUGGUACCAGUGAUGGACACGCCCGCUGCGGCGCCGGCAUGGUCCGGCGUGGAGGGGCGGUCGGCUUCGGGGACUGGACAGUCUCAGACGCCUGCGGCGGGUUCCAGCCAGGCUGUUACGACCCGGUUGCUGGACUCAGCGAGACCGCAGGCAAGCUGGCCUGGUAGCCCGGCCGCCUACUCGCCUGAAAUUUCGAUAGGACGGAGUGGGCCACCGCCAGUAUCUGGAGUAUCUCUGCCGCCAUUCCAAGGGUCAUGGUCCCGAACAUGA
Penicillium canariense is the source of this 1476-nucleotide messenger RNA. RefSeq lists its product as uncharacterized. Lineage: Eukaryota; Fungi; Ascomycota; Eurotiomycetes; Eurotiales; Aspergillaceae. Gene Ontology annotation, biological process: regulation of DNA-templated transcription. Gene Ontology annotation, molecular function: DNA-binding transcription factor activity. The record is from RefSeq and is a predicted model, not a curated record. The transcript has a single exon. Bases 1 to 1476 code for a protein of 491 amino acids.